This is a messenger RNA of Laetiporus sulphureus 93-53, 660 nucleotides long. RefSeq lists its product as uncharacterized. The coding region runs from base 1 to 660 and encodes 219 amino acids. The record is from RefSeq and is a predicted model, not a curated record. The transcript is spliced from 3 exons. NCBI's taxonomy places the organism in Eukaryota, Fungi, Basidiomycota, Agaricomycetes, Polyporales, Laetiporaceae.
AUGGCCAAGGCACAGGCAGAGAUCGUACUCUGGGUGGAGGAGGAUCAACUGAAACUUUUGGAAGAGGAGAAGGACCCUCGUGAGUGCUGGCUCAAGUUACAUGACAUCCACAGGGCAAAGGGGUUCACCAUGGAGUUGGCCAAGUGGUGGGCAUUCUAUUAUGCAUGGAUGCAAGAGAGCGAGUCAGGUCAGAGAUGGAUCACUAGGGUGAAGGGUCUGGUGAGGGCACUGAAGGAGGUCGAUGUUGAGGUCAAAGAAAUCCAGAAAUUGUUGGUCUUGGUCAUGGGACUGACAGACAAGUAUGGGUGGGUGGUGUCUCAGGUCGACAAUAUGGACAUCAAGGAGUGGACCUUCGACCAGAUCAGUGUGAAGAUCCUGAAUGAGGAGACAAGGCAUGGUGGACCAGAUGGUGCAGAUGAGCUGGAGAUGCUCAAGGCUGACUUCUUGCAAGUGCAAAAGCUCAGGGAUCUAUCAGGCUAUGAGUGGGAUGAUGAGAAGAUAGUUAUGGUGACAGAGGAGCCUGUUAUAGAGGUGUACAUCCAGGCACACCCUAAAGUAGCCCAGUGGCUCAUCACCCACCCCUUUCCUCUCUGUUAUGAGAUUCUGGAGCUCAUGGAGGGCAAGGUCAUGACUGAAAAGGGAGCCUUCCAUGUUGGAUAA